Messenger RNA from Papaver somniferum (opium poppy), 1979 nucleotides. RefSeq names its product protein OSB3, chloroplastic/mitochondrial-like. The coding region runs from base 192 to 1415 and encodes 407 amino acids. Lineage: Eukaryota; Viridiplantae; Streptophyta; Magnoliopsida; Ranunculales; Papaveraceae. The record is from RefSeq and is a predicted model, not a curated record. Gene Ontology annotation, biological process: positive regulation of helicase activity; mitochondrial DNA replication. Gene Ontology annotation, molecular function: single-stranded DNA binding. Gene Ontology annotation, cellular component: mitochondrial nucleoid. The transcript has 9 exons.
UGUUAGAAAUGAAAGAGAUCACCAUACGAGUCGCAGAAGGUACCGUCCGACUAUUAAAUAUUUGAGUUUCAUGUCCUGAUGACAUGGCUGAGUUUUACGUGGGUUCGCUAAGCCUAUCACUACUUUCUCCUUUAUCCUGGACGAGGACAGGCUCUACAGUGUGAAACAAAGUUCUUAAACCCUAAUAAACCAUGAAUCUCUGCAAAUCAUUUGCACUAAAUUUAUCAUCAUCUCAAUCAACAGUAAGAAGACUAUGUAUAGCUCUUCAAUCAUCUCACCUCUUCUCCACCUCCUCCUCAUCAUCACCAUCGCCAGAAUCCGAAUUGUUAGUUUCUGAAUCCAAGGAUGAUAAUAAUAAUUAUAAGGAAUUUUCUAGGUUUGAAAUUGAUCAUAAACUCCAACCUCAAAAAUAUGUGGGUCAUCUUGAUUGGCCAAAACCUAGUGAAAUACCAUGGCAAUCAAACAAAACUAAUUCUAGUAAUUUGAUUGGUUCAAUUUCUAUGCCUGUUCAAUUCCAAGAUGAAUAUCCUGAUGGAAAAUCCACAGUCAUCGCUAUUCUUUCGCGUGAUUCGGCUCCGCAUCUUCGGAUCCCCAUAAUCUUCAAAGGUUGUCUAGCAGAUAUUGCUGCUGAGCAUUUGAAAGAAAAAGACGUAAUUCAUGUAGCUGGGCAUUUAAGUGGAGAUUCACUUCCACCAAAAUUUGUUAAAGAAUAUGGUCAUUUUGGUAUCCAGGUUAUGGCGCAUAGCAUAAGUUUUAUCAAAGUGCCCUUCCAAGGCAACCAAACGGUCCAAACCUACACAACUUAUACGCAAGGUGGACAAAUUUCUCGCCAGUCAGUUAAUACGUUAAAAGAUACACUUUGGAGAGACUUGUUUGACAACCCAAGUCAGUGGGCUGAUUACAGGAAGGAUAAGCUCAAUGGAUUGUUAAAACCAAAACAUCCCGAUUUCAAGCACAAAGAUAGUGGCCAGCCAUUAUGGAUUAACAGUGCACCAAAAUGGGCCAUUUCAGAACUUCAGAUCACUUCUGGAAAAGGAGAGGAGUCUUCUUUGAGCAGUGCUCAACAACCAAUUGGUUCCGGCUGGAUCAAUUCAAAUAAGAAAUUGGAGUCGACAGAUAGUAGAUCUGGUAAGGCCCCAGACUUCAUUCACAAGGACGCACAUGCGGCAUUGCGGCUUGAUAGCUCGCCAACUAGUGUAUUGGGGAAGUUGCCUCCUCCAAGCAAACCAAAAGAUGAGUCAGAGGAGUCCUGGAAGAAUUUAAUUGAACGUCCAGAUAAAUGGGUGGACAUCAGAUCUGAAAAGGUCAACAUAAAGGAGCCCGACUUUUUACACAAGGACACUGGCCAUUCAUUGUGGCUUAGUAAUGCACCAACUUGGGUACUGCAAAAAUUGUUUCCUCCAAAGCGGUUAUGAAGAUAGCUAGAAAUCCUUAAUGCAGGUUCAUUGCAGCCUCUUCUUGUUCUAAUACGAGUUGGCUGAUCAUUAAUCUGCUGGCAAAUUGGCGAUGAUACAUAGCACAGUCUAACUAAACUAAACAAUAUGUAGAUUUGUACAGCUUAUCAAGGAUGAAAGGGUAUACAUAAAAGACCAACCAAGAAGAUGUCAGAAUUCUCAAAGCAGCAGUGUUUGGUUCUUCUCUGUUCGACCUCCAUUACAGCUAAGAGUUGAUGUUCCAGUUUUUUGUUUUGCAUGCACCUGCAAAAGAUCGAUUGUUGGUGCCUACCUAGUUGGGAGCAAUCACAAUAUUGUGCUUAUGGGGAUAUCGCAGUCGUUGGGUUUUUCAUUACCUAUUGUGCUGGACCUGCUAGGUCUGUUAAGAUUUCAGCAUUAAUUGCUUUUUUUCUCCUUUAUUAGCAAAAAGUUCUUUUUGUUACGUGCCUACGACCCAUGGAUGUGCGGUCCAACUAGAUUCCUAGGAUUGUAUAUAAAGGAAACUAUGUAAUGCUUCUAUUCUAAUCUCCUCAUAAGAUUGUUCUU